This is a messenger RNA of Beauveria bassiana ARSEF 2860, 390 nucleotides long. Its product is annotated as UPF0041 domain-containing protein. Gene Ontology annotation, cellular component: mitochondrial inner membrane. The transcript is spliced from 3 exons. The coding region runs from base 1 to 390 and encodes 129 amino acids. Gene Ontology annotation, biological process: pyruvate import into mitochondria. The record is from RefSeq and is a predicted model, not a curated record. Lineage: Eukaryota; Fungi; Ascomycota; Sordariomycetes; Hypocreales; Cordycipitaceae.
AUGGCUGCAGUUAUCAAAGCUCUCAAUGCCAAGAUUCGGUCGAAUCCGACGACGAGCUACAUUUGCUCUACCCAUUUCUGGGGGCCCGUCUCCAACUUUGGUAUCCCGGUCGCAGCCGUCAUGGACACACAAAAGAGCCCCGACCUCAUCUCUGGCCAAAUGACUGCUGCCCUGGUCAUCUACUCGGCGACUUUUAUGCGCUACUCUCUCGCCGUCCAGCCCAAAAACUAUCUCCUCUUUGCUUGCCACUUCGUCAACGAGUGCGCGCAGCUGACACAGGGCUACCGAUACCUCUCAUACCACAACUGGGGUGGCAAGGAGGCGCUCGAGGCUGCCAAGGGCCAAGCCUCCAAGGUCGAGGACAAGGCCAAGGCUAUCGUUGGCAAAUAA